Lactuca saligna is the source of this 1557-nucleotide messenger RNA. NCBI's taxonomy places the organism in Eukaryota, Viridiplantae, Streptophyta, Magnoliopsida, Asterales, Asteraceae. The record is from the annotation of a GenBank genome assembly.
AUGAUUGAAGGUUGGGGUCGAUUACAAAACUUCAAAGAAGCAGAAAGGUAUUACAAUGAAAUGGUUACCUUAAAUUUCAAGCCAAAUUCAUCGAAUCUUUACACAAUGAUUAACCUUCAAGCCAAAAAUGGAGAUGAAUCAGGUGCUAUGAGAACCAUAAACGAUAUGAACAAAAUCGGAUGCCAAUUCUCUUCUAUUCUCGGGAUUCUUCUACAAGCAUAUGAGAAAGCAGAAAGAUUCGAUAAAGUGGCAUAUGUCAUAAAAGGUAUUCAUUUGCUUUACAAUCAUGUUUUGAACAAUCAAACUUCAUGUUCGAUUCUUGUUAUGGCAUAUGUGAAAAAUUCAUUGGUAGAUGAUGCUAUUGAAAUUCUAGGGAUUAAAAAGUGGAAAGAUAAAGUAUUUGAAGAUAGUUUAUAUCAUUUACUUAUAUGUACAUGUAAGGAGUUGGGUUAUCUAGAAAAUUCCAUCAAGAUUCACGAAUCUAUGCCAAAACCCGAAAAACCAAACUUGCAUAUCACUUGUAGUAUGAUUGAUAUUUACACGCGUUUGAAUCGGUUUCAAGAAGCAGAAGCCCUUUACAUGAAACUAAAAUCAAAAGGGAUUCCUUUGGAUUUGAUAGCAUUUAGCAUAGUAGUAAGAAUGUACAUCAAAUCUGGAUCUUUAAACAACGCGUGUUUAGUUCUUGAAGAAAUCGAAAAACAAAAGGAGAUCAAGAUUAUCCCGGAUACGUAUUUAAUCCGUGAUAUGCUUCGAAUUUAUCAAAGAUUAGGAAUGGUAAACAAAUUAGCCGAUCUAUACUACAAAAUCUUGAAACUUGGAGUUAUUUGGGAUCAAGAAAUGUAUAAUUGUGUCAUAAAUUGUUGUGCACGUGCUUUACCAAUCGAUGAACUUUCAAGGCUUUUCAAUGAAAUGAUUCACAACGGGUUUUCACCAAACACCACAACAUUCAACGUAAUUCUUGAUGUUUAUGGAAAAUCGGGUCUUUUUAAAAAAGUGAGACAAGUGUUUUGGAUGGCUAAAAAACAAGGGAGAGUAGAUGUAAUCUCUUACAACACUAUCGUUUCCGCAUAUGGGAAAAGUCAAGAUUUGAGAAACAUGGCUUCGGUUGCUAGGAGAAUGAAGUUCAAUGGUUUUUCUGUGUCUCUUGAAGCGUAUAAUUGUAUGUUGGAUGCGUAUGGAAAAGCGGGCGAAAUGGAAAAGUUUAAAAAUGUGUUGUUGAGGAUGAAGGAAUCGAAUUGUGGGUCGGAUUGUUAUACGUAUAAUAUUAUGAUUAAUAUUUAUGGUGAAAAGGGGUGGAUUGAUGAAGUUGGUGAUGUGUUGAUGGAGUUGAAGGAGUGUGGGAGGGAUUUGGAUUUGUGUGGUUAUAAUUCGUUAAUUAAGGCGUAUGGGAUUGCGGGAAUGGUGGAAGAGGCGGUGGAUUUGGUUAAGGAAAUGAGAAAAAAUGGAGUGGAACCGGAUCGGAUUACAUAUACGAAUUUGGUUAUUGCUUUGCAGAAGAAUGAUAUGGUUUUGGAGGCACUUAAAUGGUCAUUGUGGAUGAAACAAAUGCGGAUUUGA